Labrus bergylta (ballan wrasse) is the source of this 1004-nucleotide messenger RNA. It is a transcript of the gene sumo3b, whose product is annotated as small ubiquitin like modifier 3b. Lineage: Eukaryota; Metazoa; Chordata; Actinopteri; Labriformes; Labridae. Gene Ontology annotation, cellular component: nucleus. Gene Ontology annotation, molecular function: ubiquitin-like protein ligase binding; protein tag activity. The record is from RefSeq and is a predicted model, not a curated record. Gene Ontology annotation, biological process: protein sumoylation.
AUUGAAGUGCGCGCGCCUCCUGGUGCAAACGAGAGAGCCGGAGGAGCAGAAGAUAACCCGCUUCACCGUUAACACUUUGACUCUACCUUAUUAAAACAUCCCGGGGAAGAACAGCACCAUGUCCGAGGAGAAGCCAAAGGAAGGAGUCAAGACGGAGAACGACCACAUUAACCUCAAGGUAGCUGGCCAGGAUGGGUCAGUAGUACAGUUCAAAAUCAAAAGGCACACGCCUCUCAGCAAACUAAUGAAGGCAUACUGCGAAAGACAGGGACUGUCAAUUCGUCAGAUACGGUUUAGGUUUGAUGGACAGCCAAUUAAUGAAACAGACACACCUGCACAGCUGGAGAUGGAGGAUGAGGACACUAUUGAUGUAUUUCAACAACAGACAGGGGGAGUCUGUUCUUAAAUGCGAUGUGGACUCUACUCUUGGAAGAAUCACAUUAUUAUUUUCAUGUUGUAUUUGUUUAAUUCUGUUUUUACCCUCCCCUCCCCCCAACACCCACACACAUACUUUGCUUGGCUAAAUGUCAGGCUGUUCACAACAAGAAGGUAGAGGAUUUUCAUUAGGGACCAAAGCCUAACUUUGAGAUGCAGGGUAAUUUCUUUUCUUUUUUUUUUUAAACAUGUUUAUUCACACAAAUGCAUGAUUUGAAAUUGUCCAAGGCAGGGACACGUCUCAGAUCAGAUAUGGCUCCUAAUGGAAAAAACCCUCCUUGUCUUUUGAUGUUGAGAUGACCUCCUGCAUGUCUCAUAAACCAUAAGCUGAACUACAUGCCAAAACAUUUUGCUUUUUGUUAAAGUUUUCCAUAUUGUUGUAAACAUUCAAAUUCAGGUUACUCUCGACUGUUUUUAAUUAAUGUACUUGAUGAAGAUUUCUGAGGGGUGCUGCUGGAUGGCAGACUGUGGGCCCUCUGAAUAGAUGGAUGUUAUGACAUUUUCUCAUGUAACAAACUUUUAGUAGUCUUCUUUUUUUUCUAAGAAAUAUUAAAGAGAAUUUGAUGUAU